Messenger RNA from Podarcis lilfordi (Lilford's wall lizard), 8188 nucleotides. Lineage: Eukaryota; Metazoa; Chordata; Lepidosauria; Squamata; Lacertidae. The record is from the annotation of a GenBank genome assembly.
AUGUGCCGGCUGUAAGUACCAUUCCUUUGCUUUCUCUUGGUCUCCUGGGGGCAGGGUAUGAGUCCUGGGUCCCCUCCAUAGCUUUAGCUCUCUGGUCCACCAGGGACCAGAGUCUCCUCCCUCACCAGGAAGGGCAGGGCUGCCCUGUUAACAGAAAAAUCCGAGGGCUCCCUUGGACAAAAACAAAGACACCAACCAAUAAUACAAAGAUAUUAUCAAAACCACACAGAUUACUACUGGACUGAAAAAAUGGAAAAACAAUGGGAAAAAAGCUUAAAAUUCACCAUGUGCUAUCUGAUAAAAAGGUAAACAAAUACCAUUCCACAAACAAUGUUUGUUUGUGCUUCGAUUAAUUUCAUAGGCAUCAUGGAAAAACUGAUUUAAUAAAUGAAAACAGAUUAUUUGUAACUUAAAAGGUGUCAAAGCCAUAAAGAAAUAGAGGAAAGUCAACUAAUAUAGCAGGGAUUCAGACUUGUUUCGCAGAACAGAAAGAAAGUGACUGUUUGGCUGUAAGGGAAGAAAGACGAAAAGAAAUACAAAUGCAAUGACUUUUCUGAGAAUCUUGGGUACAGAAUAUUUAAAUUGCUGUUUGUAUCCCCCCCACACACUUUUUUUUUGUGGGAGAAAAGAAGGGACAAACACUUUGUUAGAGGUUCCCAUAUCCUGUUAAAAGGGAAAAUUAUUUCAUGUGAGAAGUCUGUCAGGAAAUGCUGUUCCUAAAAUGCACACAAACAAAAUCUGUUAUAAAAUUUAAAUCCCAUUUGGGGGGGGGGACUACUCAAGAGAGGAACUCACAGUGGGAGUGCUUUGAUAUUUACCUGUGAAAAGAAUUUGGCAUGUUAAGAUUUGAAACUUGGCAAACUCUUGACUUUUGAUGGUCCAGUACUUAACCCUUUUGUACUUAACCCCUGGAGCAAAGGAGACAUUAAGGGUGAUUUCCCUCAAUGGUUCCAAGUUUACACAAGGAAAUUUGGAUGAGUUUCUCCCUGCAGCCCACGCUCUCCAACCUUUCCCCUCCUUUUUUUAAGCUGAUCUAGCCUCUGUGCAUGUGCAGAGUUCAUAUUUCAGCAAACCUUUAUUUUUAUUUUUUUAAAUUAUAUUUAUUCCAAAUUUAAAGUUACAAAAAAGAGAAAGAAAAACCUUACAAAAUACAAAGAAAAAUUUAACCUUAACAAAGCGAAAAGUAAAAAGAUAAAAAUGAACAAUAAAAUAGAAUAAAAAAAGAAGACUUAACAAAAAGUAUAAAAAUGCAUUAAGUUAAAAUGAGACAAAAACAAAUUAAACCUUUACAUAGCCUUUUCCCUUUACUUAUGUCCAUGACCUCCUCUCACCUCCCAGUUUUGUAUUCUAGUUCAGAUCGUAUUUCCAGCAAAUCCUUCUAACCUUAUUUUCAUUUACGUAUUUUAAUUUAAAAUAAGGUAAUUAAACCUCCUCUAUUUCGUCAAUUUCAUCAACUCAUUUUACUUAAUCCUUUAUAUCAUAUCUACCAAAACGACCUAAUUUUCAUUUUCCAACCUCUUUCUAACAGUCUUUUAUAUUACAAUAUUUUUGAAGGUAUAUUUUGAAUGAUAUUUCAGCAAACCUUUUAUACCAUUGAAAGUGUUGCAUCUUUUGGCUAAAUUAGAAUAAAGGAAGGGAAGGGUAAGGAGUAGAUUUAAAAAAUAGAUUUAGAUUUAAAACAAAACAAGAAACUUAGCUAACAAUAGAAGUUGGUCAAAUUAAAUUUCUGUUAACUCAGUUCUAAGGGAUCAUGUUUCCUGCAGCCCAAGCAAAGGGAGUGCUUUCUUUAUGUGCAGGAAAGGGCUAUCAUUAUUUUGUGCUGCCCCUCUGGUCAUUCGCGGAACAAUCAACCGUUCUCUUAUUUAUGAGUAAAAAUGGCCAGAGAGUCAGAAUUCAUAGGAUCUUUAACAUUCUCAGUCAUUUCAGCCUUACCAUUUGCAGACAAAAUUUUCUGCCCUUUAUUUACAGGAUGGUCAAGGCUCAUUCUACUUGAUUAUGAAUUUGUAUGCGCUUAAACUUUGAAAAGACUUUUAAGUCUGAUGUUUGUAAAUAAUAGACAAAAUGAUAAACACUGUAAUCACUCAAAUGCUUGAUAUUACCAGUUCUGCUUCAAAACAUCACGGCUUUCACCUCUCACCUUUUAAAAAACAAAGAGCAAAGCUGGGCUGAAUUUCAACUCAUCACCACACCAGAAUUUAAGAAUUACCCUCCAAUGCUUGCAGACACAUGACCUUCCACACAGCCACAAAUUGGGAGAGUUGAAAGGGACCCUGGGGUCAUCUAGUCCAACCCUCCAAAAUAUAGGGUUCACAUCAAGAUUUCACAGCAAGAUUUGUACUACCAAAGAGAUACACAUUUAAGUAUAGAUGCGCAACUGGGAAAGAAAACACAGCAAGCACACACAUGUACUAAGGAAGAGGAAAAUAAAAGUACCCAACUUUAUACAGAACCCUUUUAGCAGAUCUUGAAACUAAUUUGAGUGAGAGUUUACUAAAGAGUGCAAGUUCCUAGAGAAAUGAUCUUUAAAGGAAGAACAGUUUUCCUAAGAUAAGAUAGGAAGAGAAUCAGGGAGAGAAUAUUUUAUAACCAUAGGGUUAAUUCAAUUUAUAUAACCGCUCACAAAUAAUAAAACAGCCAUAGAUUUGAUUUAAAAGGAAUACAAAAGUGAACAAUUUUUCUGAACUUGCAUAGGAAUAGUAAACCUAAUAAGGAUUUUAAAAUUACCACACAUAGGAAAUUGAGAUGCAGGGUACCUUUAGCAAAGAUUGCCCCCCCUCCCCGCAGUUUCCUUUUAAAGGAAGCUUACUCAGGAGUAAAUUUACCUGGCACAGAAGUAAGAAGGGGGGGGAAUUGAAAAAGACUGAAACAGGGGGAGGGGCAUUUUCCAAGAAAAGAGGCCAGGAAGUCUUAUAGAGACUGAUAUCAGGACUCAGAUAGACAAUUGCUGACUAUGGGAGCUUCUACCUUUUAAUAACAAAUUUUCUUAGAAGGAACACCAUUUAUUAUUAUUUUUUUAGGCAUAUGCUUAAUGAAAUACAGACACUGCAUUUUAGCUUGAGAGAGCAGUUGUGCUCAACUAGGCUUUUGCAGCAGAAACAUUAGUUUCUUCACAGCACAUUCCAAAAUACUGGAACAAAAAAACUGGAACACGGAUGUAGACUCACAAACUCAAAAGUUGCAACAAAACAUCAUUUACCGUCAACUUAAAAUCAUCCUCCUCACUUAAGCUAUAGAGGAAAGAGGUGGGGCAAUUCUCCUUUCAGAACACAAGUAAGCACAUAUACAGGAUUUUUUCCCCUUUUUUUCUUUUUACCACUCGGAGGAAGUCUCUCUUUGGAGCCUCUCUCAAAUAACAAACAUUUGCACACUUCAUUCUCAUUUUUGUCCUGUUUAAGAUUGAUAAGGCCCACCAUGGCUUCCUUAGAUUUAAAAUUUUUGAAGCAAGCUUGCAAUUUAAAAACUAUGUGCACUUAAGAACAGUCUGUGGAUGCCAAAGCCAAUGUAAACACAAACCCUUUAAAUAUUUCUAAACCUUUGAGUACAUCUCUUAUUCAUUUUUAGAGAAACUAAGAUCUCUACUGCGUGGGCUCUCAGGCUGGGUUAUUAUUAUAUCUAUUGCCUUCUGAGCACCAUUAAGUUUACGGUUUCAUGUUCUAGCUUUAGGUUAUAGUUUAACAACACAAAUUUGAUGUGCUCAGUUCUCCUUAAGGGUUCACACCCUGAUUUUGUUGAAGGAUCCCUGAGGUGGCCGCUGUGCCCUGGGUUCCAGGUGGUGGGCCUAAGCCACCCACUAAAAGUUACAACAGUCUCGCAAUUUGUACUUGGAAAGACCAUUUUGUCCCUUUAAUUUAUUUUAUUUUAUUUGCCCAGUUGGAGAUAACAAACUGGAGGGGGGUAUCAGAAUCCUCUCUGGGGGAAAAAGGCUUCACAGAAGCUUUGUUGCCAGGAGGAGUCCAGCUAGGGUGUUUAGAAGAGUGAGCUCCCAUUUUCCUUUAAUAGCAAGGGGGGUGGGGUUGCUCGAUAACAAGCUACACAAGGAGAUACAUAAACAGAGAUACAAGAGAGGGACAAAGAGGGAGGGGAAGAGAAAAGAAUAUCCUAUCAGUAUUAUUCAGUCUAACACUCAAGUGCCCCUCUCGGCCCUUUCUGGGCAAAACUCCGACGGAUCGGAACCGGAGAAGGCCAGUAGAAAUACAAAGGCAAUCCCUGCCUACAACUAAAACCACAGGCAACUAGCCUGGAAACCACGGGUCUCUUAACCCGGAAAAACCACGGAUCUGGAAUUCACUCAGCGCUGCUCACAAAACUAAUCCUAGUGCGGGCCCCGUCUUCUUCCCGAACCUCUCGCUCUACCGUCCACGACAGCCUCCUGCCUGACCUUAGAACUAUGUCCGAAUUCCCUACUGGACGCUUGCACAGUGCAGUGCCAGAUUGGGGUCCGAGAAGACAAAGGUUUGAAAGGAAGCAAAUGACAGACAGAGAGAGAGAGAGAGAUUUUCCACGACCCUUCUGGCCACGCUCCAAGAGAAGGUGUCAAGGAGAGAAAAAAGAUUUUCCAUGAUCCCUUUGGCCACACUCCGAAGAAGGGAAUCAGGAGAGGGAGAGAGAAGGACUUCCAGGACACUUCCGGCCACGCUCCGAGAGAAGAUGUCAAGGAGAGAGAAAAAGAGAUUUUCCAUGAUCCCUUUGGUCAUGCUCCGAAGAAGGGAAUCAGGAGAGAGAGAGAGAGAGAAGGACUUCCAGGACGCUUCCAGCCACACUCCGAGAGAAGACGCCAAGGAGAGGAAAAAAGAAAAGUUCAGCUGCCGUGGAGACAUUAUUCUUCCACCCCCCUCCCAAUGUACUAACUUCAAACCAUACUCACGUCCUUGAAUGUCCCUCGUGGAUCCCGGGAUCCUUUUCUUCGGCCGGCUUGACCUUUCCUUUGCUCCCCUGGUUGAGCUUUCUGGUGACGAUUGAUUACCGCCCGCAAAGAGGAGGCAGGGAGAGGGAAAAGGAUCCCUGGGCUAAGAUUGCCCAGUGGCGCCCGAUCCCCUCUAUCUCCCCCCUCACCUUCACAGGAGAACCAAGAGUCCCUGAGCAUGGUCACCAAACUGUUAAUGGAAAAAUCCGAGGGCUCCCUUGGACAAAAACAAAGACACCAACCAGGAUAACUUGGAGCAAAACAGUAGCCUGUAGGCUUGGCCUUUAUUGAUCUGUUGCAACAGGGGGCUCCCCUCACCUGCGGGAGAGAGGAGGAACCCAGAAAAAUGAUGUGCAAGGCCUUAUAAAGACUUUUGGAAUUGCCACCCUGUAGAUCAAGACCACCCCCAGAAACAUCAUACGUACAUCACAGAAGGGGUGUAACCUAAGACCACCCCUCAGAUACAGCACACCUACAUCACAGAAAGGAGGGGUUGAGGGAGGAGUUGUGGUGGUAACCUGAGUGUCCUGUCAGCUGGCUGGUUCCUCCUUUCCCCCCUCCCCAUGAGUACUUUCCAGGUGAUAAAGGGGAGCUUGCAGUUUCCUGCCCCCAGAGGGAAGAGCUGAUCAUUGUCCUUUGUUCCAGUCAGUGUUGAAUCCACUCCCAUAUGCAAGUUCUUUGUGAUCUUGAUGGUCUUCUGUCUAGGACCAUCAGGGUUGGCAUAGCAACUGGGCAGGGCUCCUGUGUAUGUGCUGGUAUGCUCAAGGGAUUAUGGCUGCCCUGUAUCAAACCUUCCCCAUUUUGUAGUCCUUCCUUCAUGGAGUAAAAUAAAAGUGGAACAGUGCAAAUCCGAUGUAUGGUUGAUUUUCUAUGGAUUUAUAACAGAAGCGUAGCGUAUGUAGUGUGUGAGUGUUGAGUGUGUGAGUGUGAAGUUUGUACAAACUGAAUGAUUGGGGGGGCGGUUUCCUGCGACAGUCCUAAGAAGACAAGGCAGAGCAGCCCUUUAACAGCUAGCAAUGCUUGUCUUUCCUUUGGGUUGGAGCUCUUGAACCCAUACCACUUGGGGCCUCCUUUCUCUCUCUGCCAGCCAUUCAUGCUCUGGGCUGCCUUUUUCCACCUCUGCCGAUGCCCUUUCAGGUCGCAGAACUGCAGAGAGAUGGCAGGAAUUGGGCCAGAGGCCCCUUCUCUCUCACACACACACGAAUUGGGGCUGCCAGCUUCUGAGUCGCUCUCUGUGCUCGUCUCUUCUAGGUUCAGGCGCUUAAGGCGGCUGAUCAGCUGCAAGAAGGUGGCCCCCCUAGAAGUCCUGGAGCAGCCCACGGUGUCGGGUGAGCAAGUGGCCCUCCUUUUGGGGAUGGAGGAGGGCAGGAAUGGGCUGGGGGGGCAUCUAGUAAAAAGAUGCACAGAGCCAGAUGGCUGGAUCCAACCCGCCUAUCUACGACAGCAUCUGGAAACUCAACUGCCCCCCCCCCCCAGCAACCACCCUAUUCUGUAGGGUCUGUUGGAGGAAGCAGGGGGCUGGGCUGUGGGGCAAGGCAGGGGGACAGUUGUCAGUGGGAGGGGCAUCUUCCCUGGGGAGCCAUGUUCUGGGGGCAGGAGGUUAGGAUUGGCCCCCAAGGCCUGGGGUGUCCUUCUCCUGUACUUGGAAUCCUGGACUUGGAAUCCAGGAGAAAACUCUUGGAAAAGCCUUGCAAGGGGCUCAGGGAGGAACUCACCAAUCCCCAUGUCCUUCACUUUGCAGAUGUGCUGGGAAUCCACAUCCCUUCCGCUGCGGUGAGUAUUGGAUAAAACGAGAGCAGGAAGGGGAUCCCUCGGACCUGCCCCCCUCUUGCACUCCACUCUGCACUCUCAGAUGUGGAGGAGCCCUCCCCCCAUAAGGAACUGACAGCCUGAUUUUUGCCUUUCAGCUGCUAGACAAAGAUCAGCUGUAUCUCCUGGGCAUCAUCCAGGACUGCCAGGCAGCUCGGCUCAGGGGGGCUCCGAACCCUGAAGUACUCCAAGGAGGAGACAACCAAAGCCAUUCUGGUGAGUGAUGGGUGGUGUGAGGGACCCCCAUGGGGAGGGAGGGGCAGAGAGGGGCUGGCGUUUGGGGUUGGAGCCGUCCUCUGGAGACUCCUGGAAGGAGCUGACUUUCCUCCUCUGCUCUCUUCUAGAACAUCCUUGGCCACUUGGAGUACUUCAGGGAUCGCCCCCUGAGCCUGGCCCUGGCCUUCGAGGCCCUCCUGCAGUUGAGGUGAGUGGGGUCUUUGGGGUGGGUGGGGCUGCAGGGGGGCAGAACUCCAGGGGGAGCUUUGGGUGGGCAAGUCAGGCAGGAGGGAGAAGGGGACAAGGGGGACUUGGAGGAGGCAGUGUCUAACCCCUUCCCUCUCUCUCUCCAGUUUUAUGAGACCCCACUUCAGUUCCUUGAUGGUGAGUGCAAUCCUCCAUAGAACAACAGAGGCAGUUCUGGGGAGCGCAGAGGAGGACAAAGAGGUAUGUCCUCUGCUUUAAGUUCUCUUUGCACAGCUCUUUCUUCUUUUUACACUCUUACAAAAUUUAACCCAGCAGCACUCAACCUCUCUUCUCUCUUUUCCCACAGGAGCUGAAGAGACCAUUCCAGAGCCUGCUGGGGGGUCUCCUCCUAGAAGCCCCCAAUACUAGCACCCUUCUCCAGUUGCUUACCGUAAGUAUCCUGAUAGCAUCAGGAGUGGUUUUAGGGUUGCCCCGCUGUCCCUUACCCAACUAACUGUCCCAUUUCUUUCAUCCUGCAGGACCUCCGAUAUUACGCCCUUUUGGGGAGUGAAGACCAAAGAAAAUUAGGGGCCAGCAGUAUAUCCCUGCUGCUGGCCCUUUCACGAAGAUUCCCAAACCUAAGAGUAAGUAUUUUGCUUUCCUGUAUUCAGUUCUUUGGUUGCUUCCAUCCUUCCUGGGUGGGGCUGCUUCUCUUACACCCAUCCAGGGUGGGGUUCAUAAUGUCAACUGACUCAGAUUUGUCUUUCCUCUGCAGAACACAGUGAUUCGGCCGGAGCUGGCGUGCUUCAGAAAUAAUCUGAAAGAAGGUAAGCAAGCCCCACACCUUGGGGACAGUGAACUCCCUUGUCCCUUCUUUGCCCAAGACACACCUCCCAGGUCUUCUUGCUGGGAGUCCUGCAGGACCUGCUCCCUGCCUGGCAGGCCUUUCCCACCUGCCCUGGGAGGGCAGCACCCAGACUGACUCCAGCUACAAGAAGCCCGAGAGGACUGAACAGAUUUUCUCUCUUUUUCAUUCUUUUCCAUCCAGAUGACAUCAUCAUUGAGGAGUUGUGA